GGCUCAGUGGGUGCAGGCACCGCGUCGCAGGGGGGCCAAAGCCAGGGCUCCGGCUCUCAAUCGGGCUCAGGAACUGGGUCCAACUCUGGCGGGUCUGGCGCCGCCGGCCCUUCUGUGACCCAGGGCGGUACGAGUGCAACUCCGGCCUCCGGAUCGACCUCUUCUGCGACGGCUUCAAGUGUGCUUACCGACAACGGCUUUGCUUCUACCGACUUCGGUGGACUGGCAGGAUCGAGCGCUUCCGGAAGCGGCGGUAGCGCCGGCGCUGGUGGAAACGGAAGCUCGUCCACUGCAGGUGGCCCCAACAGCAGUGGGAAUGGCGACGGGUCCGAGACCGGGUCGCGUCCGAGUUCCGUGCCGGGAAUUGUCGGCGGAAUUCUUGCUGUACUGGUCCUCCUCUUCGUGAUCCUUGCCCUGCUCCUCUACAAAUAUCGCCGUACUCGGCGUGUCCAGGCUUUCCUCACCAAGUUCACCCCUUUCAAGAUCUCGCCGUACUCGGACUCUGAAAGGAAGCGGUCAUCCAUGGGCGCUGGCUUACUAUUCACCGAUGGCCACCACGGGGACGUCUUGAUGAACGAGAAAAGGACCAGCAUCGGAUACGGCACCCUCCUACCCUCGCCCGUAACCCACCCGAGUCCGACUGCCGCCCGAGCCGAACGACCCGAUGUUCCUCCGCCGCUGGUCACAACGGUCCCCGCCCGGCGGCCCGAGAGCCCAAUGAGCCCCUUCGAAGUGUCUCCUAUGUCACCCGGCUUUCCACAGACUCCACCGCCGACGGUACCACGCCGCUCCAGCCAGGAUUCUGUCGGUGGAAUCAGCAUCGCCAGCAGCGGCGUCUUCUCGCCUUCCCUUCUUUCUUGGCCCAUGCCGCCCUCCGCUGCGCCCAGUGCCGGGACCUCGCCGCCUACUACUUCCCACGGCAAUGUCGCGGACCUGGCCGCGCGGUACAAACCUAUGACGCCCACGAAGCCCACGACGCCUAUGAAGCCGGUUGCCCCGCCUACGCCGUCGAACUGGAAGAAGCCGGCAGACUGGGAUUAGCGGGUUUGUUUGCUUCGGCCGGUUUAAAACCUCACGUCUCCUUCCCGUCCAGUGGCGCCCGAGCUGCGCCGUCGCAGGGUUGAAUGUCAUGAUAUGAGCAUGAGGUGUCGGGCGUCGUAGGGGGGAUGAUUCCUGUACAAGCACAUGACUGUGCAACUUUCCUUUCUCUAUGUUGUGCGACAGGCUCCGAUGACUCGAAGCAGCUGUCGUUGCUUGUUUGUUCUCCACCCAUUCUUGAAGGCGGCGGAACUGGGGUUUGAAAUCUAAAAUAAUACCAACCCUUGUCCCCAUAUACCCCCACGUCUCAAGUUAUAGACAGACACCCUAAUAAGCUUGUUAAUGCUUCCUGUAUAUACUUGAGAAAAUACCAGCUCCCUUCCAUUCGGGUUU
Molecule: messenger RNA, 1431 nt
Organism: Thermothielavioides terrestris NRRL 8126
Lineage: Eukaryota; Fungi; Ascomycota; Sordariomycetes; Sordariales; Chaetomiaceae
Exons: 2
Coding region: 523-1041 (172 amino acids)
Source: RefSeq, a predicted model, not a curated record